AUGUUUUCACUGUUACAGGCAAAAGCACGCGGAUUCUUGAUUAGGAAAGUGUUCAGUGGCCUGAGUGCUGAAUAUGAAGAGAUAGUGCGAGAGAUCGAGGGGGAACUUAGUCAUCUGGAAUGGAGGGGGUCCAUAAUACCAAAACCUUAUUUCAUUGAAAAUGCCAUUUUACGACAAAAAGCUGCUAGCACUACCACAGGGGAGUCAGGAAAGCCAUGCAGUGCAGCCAGUUCAAAUAAACAGACAGAAGAACCAAGGGAGGAAGCGUCCGCUGAGAGUCAGGUGCCAGAGAAGGACAACAGCCAGCCUGUCUGUUCCCACCACAUCGCCACUGUAGAGGACGAUGCGUCCUCCAGGCCAGCAGAGGGCCAUAACGAAACAGCACUGCAAACCAGUGGUCCUGGACCUAGCCCUGAGGCACACAGCAAAGAUGAACCAUUGGAAGGAGGGGCAUCGCUGAGCCUGACCGAUGAAACGUCCGUCUGGGACAGCAUGACCAUCGAAGGGGGCGGCAGCUUUCUCCAGAAAGGACCCCGGAAUCGCUCCCUGGUUCAGGAACUCCCCAGGAACCAGGAGGACCUGAGACUGCACCGGAAAAACCUGGCCAUGGAACUGCUGUGGCUGCAACAAGCCAUUGCUAGCCGGAAGAAGGUGGGGCGCUGCUGUAGUGCCCUUGAGUUUAACUUGCACUACUCCAUCCUGGCCCCAGAGGGCAUUCUGCAAGUUCUCUAG
Megalops cyprinoides (Indo-Pacific tarpon) is the source of this 732-nucleotide messenger RNA. It is a transcript of the gene iqcc, whose product is annotated as IQ motif containing C. Lineage: Eukaryota; Metazoa; Chordata; Actinopteri; Elopiformes; Megalopidae. The transcript has 4 exons. The record is from RefSeq and is a predicted model, not a curated record. Gene Ontology annotation, molecular function: protein binding. Bases 1 to 732 code for a protein of 243 amino acids.